AUGCGGUGCUACAUCGCCUACCUUCGCAACGACACCACUGCCUGGGGCGCCACGAGCAGCGGGCUGCCGAUCCAGGUGACCCUCCGCGCUGCCUGCCCGCCGCUCCUCUCCUACUUGUGCGUCCAUUGCCCUGGUCUGACCUUCAUCCGCUCAGCGCCCAGAGUCGUCGCCACCGACGCCGACCUCGUGCUCCUCCGCGUCCCAAUCAACCCCACUGCCCCCAUUGAUGUACGGUCCUGGGAAUACUUCUUAUACAGGCCGCGAGCCCAUCAGCUAGACCUACUCCCUAACCCGCACCCCAGGAGCUUCCACGACUCUGCAACCGCCCUCCUCAGCCGCGAAGAUGGCGCCUGGUACGCAGUCGCCGCCCUCAGCGGUUGUUGCCCGGUGUAUGAGGGCAACAGUGACUCAAUCAUUGGGUGGGAUUUCCAUCUCCACCUGUACCGCUCCUCCGAUUCCGAGGGGUGGAUCACCAUGCCCAUGUCAGUGGAGGAGCUCCUGAGGGACAAGCUUGCCCCGUUACCCGGCGGUGUGGCCGACGACAUGCUGUACCACGAGACGACCAAGACGCUCACAAUUGGCGGUGAGCGAGGUAAGGUCGCUUGGGUGGACCUCUGGCGUGGCAUCUUCCUCUGUGACGUCCUCAGUGAGCGACCAGUUUUCCAAGACAUCCCACUGCCUGUGCCAGCAAGGGGAAACUGGGGUCGUCUCCUCCAACAAUGUGAUCCCAACUAUAUCCGGGAUGUUACCAUCAGUCGGCACAAAGACACUAUCAAGUACAUUGAGAUGGAAAUCUGGUCACCAAAAAAGCUGAUGAAGACCCCUGAUUCUUAUUUGGAAUGGGUGCACGGUAAGCCAACCGUCACCGAGGUCAUCCCUGCUGGAUGGAAGGCCACAACAUGGAGCCUGCCAGUACCGGUUGGUUCAUUCACAGACUGGCAACCUGACUGUGAAGUUGAAGUCAAAGAUGUCACCAUGGAUGCCAGCGACCAACAUCAUUAUAACCUGCUGUCUGAGCUGAGCGGCAGCGACACCGCACCGACAUUGCAGAACCUUCCUAUGGCAUACCCCACUAUAAGCAUAGAUGGCGACAUUGUCUACUUGUUUUCUAGUACGAAAACCAGGCACAUGGAAAAAUUGGAGUUGGUCAUUGCUGUUGAUCUGAGGAAUAAAACCUUUCGAGGAGUAGCUGAGCUUGAUGUCCAGAAGAAUUAUGUUGUCAAACCAGCCUUCUGCACCAGUGAGAUCUGCAUAUACCUGAGGAAGAGUGCAGGCACAUCAGUAGAGCUUAAACGGACUAAAAGAGAAGCUGUUAAGCCAGUUGGCAAAAAAGAGGGUAAACCAACUAGGGUGCAUGUGAAUGAACUGACCUGCAGAAGGCGCCCGGUGAAGAAGAGUGUACUGGAGGUUGUUAAGCUGCUAGAAGCUACUUGGUAA
Triticum turgidum subsp. durum (durum wheat) is the source of this 1437-nucleotide messenger RNA. The record is from the annotation of a GenBank genome assembly. NCBI's taxonomy places the organism in Eukaryota, Viridiplantae, Streptophyta, Magnoliopsida, Poales, Poaceae.